AUGGCGGCCCCGUCGGGCUCAGCGCACCUGCGACGCUGCAUGGUUUCGCCGGCUGGGAGGCACAGCGCCUCGCUGAUCUUUCUGCAUGGCUCAGGUGAUUCUGGACAAGGAUUGAGAACGUGGAUCAAGCAAGUUUUAAACCAAGAUUUAACAUUCCAGCACAUAAAAGUUAUCUAUCCAACAGCUCCUCCCAGGCCAUAUACUCCUUUGAAAGGAGGAAUCUCCAAUGUAUGGUUUGACAGACUUAAAAUAUCAAAUGACUGCCCAGAGCACCUUGAAUCAAUUGAUGUAAUGUGCCAGGUGCUUACACAUUUGAUUGAUGAUGAAGUAAAAACUGGCAUCAAGAAGAACAGAAUAUUAGUAGGAGGAUUUUCUAUGGGAGGGUGCAUGGCAAUGCAUUUAGCAUAUAGAAAUCAUCAAGAUGUGGCGGGAGUAUUUGCUCUUUCUAGUUUUCUGAAUAAAACAUCUGCUGUUUACCAGGCUCUUCAGAAAAGUGACGGUGUUCUUCCUGAGUUAUUUCAGUGUCACGGUACUGCAGAUGAGUUAGUUCUGCAUUCUUGGGGUGAAGAGACAAAUUCAAUGUUAAAAUCUCUAGGAGUGAGCACGAAGUUUCAUAGUUUCCCAGGUGUUUACCAUGAGUUAAGCAAAGAGGAGCUAGAGAAACUAAAGUCAUGGAUUCUUACAAAGCUACCGGACUAAAUCAAGAUUGAUGUGUUAAUAUACAAGUAAUGUCUUUAUGAAAA
Molecule: messenger RNA, 743 nt
Organism: Budorcas taxicolor (takin)
Lineage: Eukaryota; Metazoa; Chordata; Mammalia; Artiodactyla; Bovidae
Gene: LYPLAL1
Product: lysophospholipase like 1
Exons: 5
Coding region: 1-699 (232 amino acids)
Biological process (GO): protein depalmitoylation
Cellular component (GO): cytoplasm
Molecular function (GO): palmitoyl-(protein) hydrolase activity; carboxylic ester hydrolase activity
Source: RefSeq, a predicted model, not a curated record